GGUCGUGUAAAAAGACAAUCCAAUGCUCGACGCUACUUCGAUCGCGCGUCACGUAAUGGAAUUUUCGGACCUGGACUGCAUGAAAUGCUGAAUCAACCUAUCUCGCUUCAUUCCGUUUCUCAGUAUCGCAGCUUGCUCACCUUGAACCCUGCAAGCAGCCCAGUGAAUCCCGUGAUUAUGGCAGACGACACAGAAGAGAUCCCAUCCGAGCUUUUAACACUGGCACAGGCACUAUUGGUCGCCUCAAAAUCUGGAUCACUCCAAAAUGUUAAGGAUCUUUUAGCCCAAGGCGCCCCAACAUGGUAUCAAGACGAGGAUUUAGGCUGGUCGUGCCUGCACUAUGCGGCAGAACGGAGGAUGCCAGAGCUUCUCGAGACUCUCCUAGAGGGUGGGGCUGUAUGGAACGCCAUGGACUCUUGGGGUAGGACAGCAGGAGAGAUCUGCCUGAGUUUGGGAGACAGAGCAGGGUGGGAGGUUAUCCGUAAUGAUGGGAUUCGAUCAGAGAUGCUUGCCCAUUUCCUUGGAGGAACUUCGAGCUCGAGCUCCGCCACGCACCUCAAACUGAGGGCUAAUGACCAAAGCUCAGCAGGAAACAACGAGGUUUUCUUGAAGAGUAAACUGACAUGGGACCUCGGAGAGGAUGGCAAAGAGAGGGUUCUGGACGCAGAUGGCAAUGGUGUCAUGAUGGGCUGGGAAGAGCCCCUUAUGAAGCAGCACGUCGCACUCAUGAUUGCAGGACGGCCGGAUACUGUGGGGCUCGCUGUUCUCAACAUUGGCUUUGGGCUAGGAAUCAUCGAUAGGAUUAUUCAGUCCGAAAGUCCGCGGCUUCAUAUUAUCGUAGAAGCUCACUCAGACGUCCUGGCACACAUGAAAGCUACCGGAGUCUACGAUUGGCCAAACGUCAAGGUGCUGGAAGGCAGGUGGCAGGAUCACCUGAUAGGCAAAAACCUGAAGCGGGUACUGGAGCUUUCAGCCGACGGCUUCGAUGCCAUCUUCAUGGAUACGUUUGCGGAGGGCUACGAGGAUCUUAAGACUUUCUUCGAAUCCGUCGUCCCGGAUAUUCUCGAGCCCCAGCAGGGAGUUUUCUCGUUCUGGAAUGGGCUCGGUGCCACGAAUGCAACAAUCCAUGCGGUCUCAUCGAGCCUUGCGGAGCUUCACAUGGAAGAUGUCGGUCUCCAUGUCCAGUGGCAAGACGUGCCCAUCGCGGAAUCUCAACGCGAAGAGGUCUGGAAAGGUGUCAGAAGGCGGUAUUGGGAUCUGCCAGGAUACAAGCUCCCAAUAGCAAAGAUGUGUAUGCACUAGGGUCCCCGUCGUCCGCUUGCUUCGGCCCCAUCUGCCCAGUCACAGCUCAACAUCCGAAGCUACCUUGUCAACUCAUCUCCGACCAUGUUCC
Messenger RNA from Kockovaella imperatae, 1393 nucleotides. Its product is annotated as S-adenosyl-L-methionine-dependent methyltransferase. Gene Ontology annotation, cellular component: cytoplasm; nucleus. NCBI's taxonomy places the organism in Eukaryota, Fungi, Basidiomycota, Tremellomycetes, Tremellales, Cuniculitremaceae. The transcript is spliced from 7 exons. Gene Ontology annotation, biological process: peptidyl-arginine methylation. Gene Ontology annotation, molecular function: protein arginine N5-methyltransferase activity; protein binding. The record is from RefSeq and is a predicted model, not a curated record. Bases 85 to 1302 code for a protein of 405 amino acids.